Botrytis fragariae is the source of this 246-nucleotide messenger RNA. RefSeq lists its product as uncharacterized. The transcript has a single exon. The coding region runs from base 1 to 246 and encodes 81 amino acids. The record is from RefSeq and is a predicted model, not a curated record. Lineage: Eukaryota; Fungi; Ascomycota; Leotiomycetes; Helotiales; Sclerotiniaceae.
AUGUCUUCCUCCAUGGACACAUCCAUCUUCGACCGAUACGCUUCGGUCUAUUUCGCCUGGGCUAAGCCCAAGGCACCCAAACAACAUCCAGCUGAGUGGCACCAUCCCUAUCUUCCAUCCUUUGAUUACCCUAACGUUGCAGCAAAUCUUUGCGGGUCAUCAAUCCUCCCAGUAGGAUUCAGACCCUUGUGGCUUUACGGGGGCAUGAAGACAGAGCUGGCGGGAUGGCUCUGUGAGGUGGACUAA